CUUACUAUUUCUAUCUAGAACAAUCAGGAACCGCAUCAAUGUUCAGCCCAAGUCAAGUUGGUCUGCGCAGAUCACCCGCAUCGAACCUCACGAUUGACAUGUGCGGAACGCCCGCUACCCCUAUCUUAGGUCACCAUUCGUUGAACGUUGGGAGGUGAUAUGGUGAAUGCUGUGAACGGACAUUUGGAUAAGCAUCCAUGCGGCCUCUACCAUGAGGUAUAAGACGUUUUGAGGAACAUACGACAUUCAUCCAUCAGCCACUUGACCGAUAUGCUUCCCCGUCAACCGUAUCGCGGACUAUCUCGCAAGUUGGUCCUUGCUUUUGACGUGGGCACUACAUAUAGUGGGAUUUCCUACUGUAUACUCGACCCUGGAGAAGUUCCUAAGAUCGAGCCUGUCACUAGAUAUCCAGCCCAAGAGCACAGCGGAGGGAACUCUAAAAUACCUUCUAUACUUUACUACGAUUCGAGUGGGACUGUCCGUGCUAUCGGUGCUGAAGCUCGACAGGAGCAUAUUAUCGAAAGGGCCGAGGAAGAAGGAUGGGUGAAGCUUGAAUGGUGGAAACUUCACCUGCGGGCCAGGCAUCUGGCCGCCUCCCAUAUCACUGAUAACGACAUCCCACCUCUUCCGCGAGGCAAAAAUGCCGUCGAGGUUCUCGGCGACUUCAUGCAGUACCUCUUUCGUUGUGCACGCAGCUAUAUCGAGGAGACACAUGCAAGCGGACCUAAUCUUUGGCGGUCCGUCGAGAACCGCAUCGAGUUCGUCCUUACCCAUCCAAAUGGCUGGGAAGGCCCACAGCAGAAACAGAUCAGGCUAGCUGCCGUCCUUGGCGGUCUCAUUCCCAGCACAGAAGAGGGCAUGGCCCGUGUUCAUUUGCUGACGGAGGGAGAAGCGAGCUUGCAUUACUGUGUCGCUAAUAUCCUGGCCUCAGAUACGCUUUCAAAUACGCCGAUACUUGCCUCUGGAGAUGGCGAAGAGGAGGAUACCUCGGCAAGCCAAGGUGUUGUCGUCAUAGAUGCAGGAGGAGGGACCCUCGAUCUUAGUGCCUACUCGAUGACUUUAUCCCCGACACUUAUCGAAGAGAUUGCUGCAGCCGAAUGUCGACUGCAGGGUUCUGUAUUCGUGACCCGCCGUGCUCAUGGCCUUCUUCAAGAAAAACUAUCCGGCAGUCGUUUCGGCACACCAGACAUAGUCCAGCAAAUGACGGACAUCUUCGACAGUACCACCAAGCUCAGGUUUCGCAACCCGGAAGAUCCAUCUUACAUCAAGUUUGGUACCGUCCGUGACAGGGAUCCUCAGCGCGAUAUCCGCAAUGGUCAACUUAAAUUGAAUGGACAAGAUGUAGCAACACUCUUUGAACCUUCCAUCAGCAACAUCAUCGAAGCUUUCGAAAUCCAGAGAAAUGCCUCAGGCACUCCGAUCACAUUUGUAUUUUUCGUCGGUGGUUUUGCUGCGAGCGACUGGAUGUUCGCAAAGUUGCAAAAGUACUUCCAGUCGCUUGGCAUUAGCUUCAGUCGACCAGAUAACCACUGUAAUAAAGCUGUUGCCGAUGGCGCUGUGUCGUACUUCAUCGAUCACCUCGUGUCGUCCCGCGUGGCUCGUUACGCGUACGGCACCGAAUGCAGCGUCCCAUUCAACCCGUUCGAUAUGGAACAUCGCGCUAGGCAAAAGCAAGUUUUCCGAAGUGCCUCGGGAAUUCUUGCUCUGCCUCAUGCAUUUUCAUCCAUACUGACUAAGGGAACACGUGUCUCUGAACAGCAAGAAUUCAAUGAGACGUUUGCCAUCCGACGGUAUAAUCAGGCGGCGUGUAACAACGUCGAAGUUGGCAUCAUGUCGUACAGGGGCCUCCUCCCCCAACCGGAAUGGAUGGAUACGGAGCGAAGUUCAUUCUCGACGUUAUGCACCGUUCGCGCAGACACAUCGAAAAUCGCCCAGAAACUCACCCCUAAGCGCUCCACCGAAGGUUCCACGUAUUAUGCGAUGGAAAUCAAAGUCAUUCUUCUCUUCGGUUUGACAGAAUUGAAGGCUGUGAUCAGCUGGGAAGACGGGGUAAGUCAUCAUUUUCCUGCUGACGCUGUUAGCCUAACCUCUGCAUCCCAGGGAGAGGAAAUACGGCAAGUUCACAUCCUGAUGUAUUUUUUUUUCAUAGUUCUUACUGCAUUUACAGCACUCCGGCAGUGGUAGUUUACGAUGAUGAGCAGGAAGAAGUCUAGGCAUUCUGUAGAACCACCUCGCUCUCAUGCUAUGCGGCAACCGCAGCACCCUGGCUCCUUGAGGUUGUAAUUUUACGCUCCUAUCUAUGGGUUAGCUUUUGAAUUGCCAACAUGUCAUUGAUUUCACCUUUUGCACAAUACAAUAUGCCCUCUUCCAAGAUUCAUGAUGGUUUCGUUAUACUUCGAUGUCACAGUCUCCUGUGUACCUAAUACAUAGGGCGCUGAUCAAACCUUCAAUGAUCCUGCCACAGAACAUGUGCUUAUACAUUGAGUGCACGAGGUCACACUGCCUCGUGUAUCUCGUUGAGGAUUGUUUAUAACAGAUGACCUAUCCGCCAUAUCGCACACAACUAAACCAUGCCACCUCGACAAGCAU
Suillus paluster is the source of this 2589-nucleotide messenger RNA. RefSeq lists its product as uncharacterized. The record is from RefSeq and is a predicted model, not a curated record. The transcript is spliced from 10 exons. Bases 271 to 2184 code for a protein of 637 amino acids. NCBI's taxonomy places the organism in Eukaryota, Fungi, Basidiomycota, Agaricomycetes, Boletales, Suillaceae.